AUGGAGGAAGAUUCUAGUAAAACGAGCUCGUUGAGCUCUAACCAAGCUUCUGCUACAUGUGUUGAACAGUCUGGUGAUUCACCUAUAUUUUAUUCAGCUGGUCUCCGCGUACCAGAUACUAUUUUAUCACCGUCAAGACUUGACACUUCUGAAAUCUUUCCCAGCAUUAAUGACACCCUACAAAAUCCUCCUGUUCCUUUGCAUGCGAACCAAAUUGCGGUUGUUAUGUUCGUUGGUACCUUGAAAUACUCCUACUCAGAUGUCGAUUUGUGCCAUAUUUCUCGUUCUAAGAUUUUUUAUAAUCAGUUGGUUAACCUAAAAAAUAAUAUAAAAGUCAAUUCUGAGGAGGAUCAGGGUCAGUUUUUGUCUGUAAACACUCCGUGUUUGAUUCAAGCUUCCAAGGCAGGACUUAGGGUGACUAUAUAUGGCUCUAACCGGAAUGCCUUUUAUCCCCUGCGAUGCGUUUAUCAUGCCAAUAUUUUGUGUGGUGACCCGGCAUUUAUGGCUCUCUUUGUCCGUGGCAAUAAGAGAUCAGAAAGGAGGCAUGAGAUACAACAUUCGGCCAAAGGUGAGCGUUUAUUUUCUAGUUUGUUUGGUUGUACUCACUAA
Molecule: messenger RNA, 609 nt
Organism: Protopolystoma xenopodis
Lineage: Eukaryota; Metazoa; Platyhelminthes; Monogenea; Polystomatidea; Polystomatidae
Source: the annotation of a GenBank genome assembly